Gigantopelta aegis is the source of this 1568-nucleotide messenger RNA. RefSeq lists its product as uncharacterized. Bases 857 to 1456 code for a protein of 199 amino acids. NCBI's taxonomy places the organism in Eukaryota, Metazoa, Mollusca, Gastropoda, Neomphalida, Peltospiridae. Gene Ontology annotation, cellular component: plasma membrane. The transcript has 6 exons. The record is from RefSeq and is a predicted model, not a curated record.
AUUCUUUCAUAAACACACACAUACAAUACGCCCAGCGUUUAAAAAUAGUCUGAUAUGUAUGUAUCUAAGACUGACCGCGUUUUAACAUUUCCCGAAUAGUGCGUCCUACUUUGCUGUCGUCGGUUGACGUAUUUCCGAUAGUUGCUAAACAACCAAUAUAUCAUUAUAUAUAUAUAACAGAAACUACAAUAUUUUUCAUUCAGCCCGUGUGUGCGUUUGUAAGCGGCGUGGUUGUGCGAUCGAGUCCCGAAUCUUAUGACGUCUAUUUCUGAGAAUCGUUUAAAUGGAUUCUUCUAUUUCCUGAUUGAGUGCUGUCAAUGAAGUUUCUCAACUUCUGAACUUAUCUCGUAAAAACUUGUACACUGCAGACUAGUGACGAGAACACGUUGUUCCUAUACACGUGGAGUUCCACCGGACUUGGCGUGUUUAUGUUCUGAAGGCACGCGUAACUUCAAAGAACUGAAUUUCACUCAUAAAAAAAGUUGUAUCUCGAAAGACUGGAGGCAAGAACAUUAUUUUAGUACCCGUGUAGUAUCGCCGGACUUUAUUUGUUUACGUUUUUGAAGACGCGUAACGUAGGUAGAAUUCAGUUUUUCUGAUUGUAAACAGUCGCUGGAAUUCCACUUGAAACAUACUGGAUCUAUUGACAUUUUUCAAAUCGUGUGAUGCUAUAGGAAUUUGGAUAUUUCCUCAUUACCGUCAGGAUACUGGAUUUAUUUAAAUCGUGAGAACAGCUGUGACAAUUUGCGGCAGUGACAUCUUCAACACUGUAAUCCUUUGAAACAUUGUGAUCGUGACAGCGAGGAGGGUACGUACGUGCAGUAUAUCUAGUAAUUCACACAACACUCAUACAGCAAUGACUACAGAGUCGCCGUCAUAUAGCAACAAGGUCGGGGCCAAAUCGCCGGACCAGGUGAUGGAGAACGGGGGUGACAACUACGCCGUUGGGAAGCCGCCGACGAUCUCACGACAGUCGUCGCCGUUGAAGACGGUGUUACAGCUAGCCGUGUGCGUCGUCUCUGGGUUCGUCUUCGGGCUGUGUUUAGAAAAAGCAAGAGUAUUCGAACCGAAGGCUAUCCGAUACCAGAUGGUUUUCGAGAAAUGGAUUAUGCUAAAGAUGUUUCUUGCCGCGGCUGCCGCAGGUCAGCUGUUUCUGGCGUUGAUGUCGGUGAUUCCUUACACAAAAGAGAAGUUCAACAACGUCGUGGACAACUUCAUGGUCACGUUUGACGACAAGGGAAUACUCACCAGCAUCCUGGGACCCUUCAUUCUGGGCGUCGGCAUGACGAUAUCCGGCUCGUGUCCGGGCAUGGUGUUGGCUCAAGUGGGCGCCUGGGCUCCAAACGCCAUUUUUACUUUCCUGGGAACGCUGUGCGGUGCGUUUCUUUAUGGAUUAGUCGCACCUUUCCUCGUACGCAUCACGAGGCCAAAGACGACAUAUUCCUGGCAGCAGUAAGUGUGUGUUAUAUUAUUGAAUCACGUUUGUUUCGCCCCUAUGGGCUACCCAGGGAGACACUUCAACACCAACUAUAGUCCGUCCCACGGGGAACGCCUGUUUUAUACUAUUA